Molecule: messenger RNA, 4539 nt
Organism: Microtus oregoni (creeping vole)
Lineage: Eukaryota; Metazoa; Chordata; Mammalia; Rodentia; Cricetidae
Gene: Ano1
Product: anoctamin 1
Exons: 27
Coding region: 29-3148 (1039 amino acids)
Biological process (GO): chloride transmembrane transport
Cellular component (GO): plasma membrane
Molecular function (GO): protein dimerization activity; chloride channel activity
Source: RefSeq, a predicted model, not a curated record
GACCCAGGGCGUCCGGAGCGAACACAUCAUGCAGGGCACGCAGGAUAGCGAUAUCGGCCUGGAGGGCUUGUCCCGCGGGGGCGCAGCUGCGGACCGUGAGUGCCAGCGAGGACCGGAAACAAUCGCGCACGAGGCACAGGGCGCAGGAUCCCCCAACUCAGAGGCCACCGGGGCCGUGGAUGGGGAGCGCGCGGCCACCAUGAGGAUCCCCGAGAAGUACUCGACGCUCCCAGCCGAGGACCGCAGCGUCCACAUCGUGAACAUCUGCGCCAUCGAGGAUCUCGGCUACCUGCCGUCCGAGGGCACGCUGCUCAACUCCCUGUCUGUGGACCCUGAUGCCGAAUGCAAGUAUGGCCUGUACUUCCGGGAUGGGAAGCGCAAGGUGGACUACAUCUUGGUGUACCAUCACAAGAGAGCCUCGGGCAGCAGAACUCUGACCAAGAGGGGAUUGCACAAUGACAUGGUCAUGGGGACCCGCAGUGUCAGGCAGGACCAGCCCCUUCCCGGGAAGGGGAGCCCCGUGGAUGUGGGCUCACCCGAGGCCCCCAUGGAUUACUACGAAGAUGACAAGCGCUUCAGACGGGAGGAAUAUGAGGGCAACCUGUUGGAGGCCGGCCUGGAGCUGGAACAUGACGAGGAUACCAAAAUCCACGGUGUCGGCUUUGUGAAGAUCCAUGCACCCUGGCAUGUGCUCUGCAGGGAGGCUGAAUUUUUGAAACUGAAGAUGCCCACAAAGAAGGUGUACCACAUCAGUGAGACCCGAGGUCUCCUGAAAACCAUCAACUCGGUUCUGCAGAAGAUCACAGACCCCAUCCAGCCCAAGGUGGCUGAGCACAGACCACAGACUACAAAGAGGCUCUCCUACCCCUUUUCCCGGGAGAAGCAGCAUCUAUUCGACCUGACUGACAGGGACUCCUUUUUCGACAGCAAAACCCGGAGCACAAUAGUCUAUGAAAUUCUGAAGAGAACAACCUGCACCAAGGCCAAGUAUAGCAUGGGGCAAGGAGAGGGAAGAAGGAAGGACUCUGCCCUUCUAAGUAAACGGCGGAAGUGUGGGAAAUACGGCAUCACCAGCCUUCUGGCCAACGGCGUAUACUCAGCCGCGUACCCUCUGCACGACGGAGACUAUGAGGGUGACAACGUUGAGUUCAACGACAGGAAACUCCUAUAUGAGGAAUGGGCAAGCUAUGGGGUCUUCUACAAAUAUCAGCCCAUUGACCUGGUCAGGAAAUACUUUGGCGAGAAGGUUGGCCUGUACUUUGCCUGGCUUGGCGCCUACACCCAGAUGCUCAUCCCUGCCUCAAUCGUGGGUGUCAUUGUCUUCCUCUAUGGAUGUGCCACUGUGGACGAAAACAUCCCCAGCAUGGAGAUGUGUGACCAGAGACACAAUAUCACCAUGUGUCCCCUGUGUGACAAGACCUGCAGCUACUGGAAGAUGAGUUCAGCCUGUGCCACGGCCCGUGCCAGUCACCUCUUUGACAACCCUGCCACUGUCUUCUUCUCUGUGUUUAUGGCCCUCUGGGCUGCCACCUUCAUGGAGCACUGGAAACGGAAGCAGAUGAGACUCAACUACCGCUGGGACCUGACAGGUUUCGAGGAGGAGGAGGAAGCUGUCAAGGAUCAUCCUAGAGCUGAGUACGAAGCCAGAGUCUUAGAGAAGUCACUGAGAAAAGAAUCCAGAAACAAAGAGACAGACAAGGUAAAGCUGACCUGGAGGGAUCGCUUCCCAGCCUAUUUCACCAACCUUGUCUCCAUCAUCUUCAUGAUCGCAGUGACAUUUGCCAUCGUAUUAGGAGUGAUUAUCUACAGAAUCUCCACGGCUGCAGCCUUGGCCAUGAACUCCUCCCCCUCAGUGCGGUCCAACAUCCGGGUUACGGUCACAGCCACGGCUGUCAUCAUCAACCUUGUGGUCAUCAUUCUCCUGGAUGAGGUUUACGGCUGCAUUGCCAGGUGGCUCACCAAGAUCGAGGUCCCGAAGACAGAGAAGAGCUUCGAAGACAGGCUAACCUUUAAGGCCUUCCUGCUCAAGUUCGUGAACUCCUACACUCCCAUCUUUUACGUCGCCUUCUUCAAAGGCCGGUUUGUCGGACGACCGGGCGACUAUGUGUACAUCUUCCACUCUUUCCGGAUGGAGGAGUGUGCUCCAGGUGGCUGCCUCAUGGAGCUCUGUAUCCAGCUGAGCAUCAUCAUGCUGGGCAAGCAGCUGAUCCAGAACAAUCUCUUCGAGAUCGGCAUCCCGAAGAUGAAAAAGUUCAUUCGCUACCUGAAGCUGCGCAGGCAGAGCCCCUCUGACCGCGAGGAGUAUGUGAAGCGGAAACAACGCUAUGAAGUGGACUUCAACCUCGAACCCUUCGCCGGCCUCACGCCCGAGUACAUGGAAAUGAUCAUUCAGUUCGGCUUCGUUACCCUGUUCGUUGCAUCCUUCCCUCUGGCUCCACUGUUUGCCCUGCUAAACAACAUCAUCGAGAUCCGCCUGGAUGCCAAGAAGUUUGUCACUGAGCUACGGAGGCCAGUAGCCAUCAGAGCCAAAGACAUUGGCAUCUGGUACAACAUUCUCAGAGGCGUCGGGAAGCUGGCUGUCAUCAUUAAUGCCUUUGUGAUCUCCUUCACGUCUGACUUCAUCCCUCGCCUAGUGUACCUCUACAUGUACAGUCAGAACGGGACCAUGCACGGCUUCGUCAACCACACACUCUCCUCCUUCAAUGUUAGUGACUUCCAGGAUGGCACAGCACCCAAUGACCCACUGGACCUGGGCUAUGAGGUUCAGAUCUGCAGGUACAAAGAUUACCGUGAGCCUCCGUGGUCAGAACACAAGUAUGACAUUUCUAAAGACUUCUGGGCUGUCCUGGCCGCCCGACUGGCCUUUGUCAUUGUUUUCCAGAACCUGGUGAUGUUCAUGAGUGACUUCGUGGACUGGGUGAUCCCCGACAUCCCCAAAGACAUCAGCCAGCAGAUCCAUAAGGAGAAGGUUCUCAUGGUGGAGUUGUUCAUGCGUGAGGAGCAGGGCAAGCAACAGCUACUAGACACGUGGAUGGAGAAGGAUAAACCGAGGGACGUGCCUUGCAACAACCACAGCCCCACAACCCGGCCAGAGGCAGGUGACGGCAGCCCAGCCCCCAGCUACGAGUACCACGGGGGCAUGCUGUAGUCACGAUGACAGGCCAGCAGGCUUCUGACCAUCGCCAAGUGACCACCCGGUUUCCCAGAGCCAGCACUUUCAGCCCCACCAGGGCCUGUGGCUCUUGUCUGCACACGUGGAGGGCCACUCUGAUGUGACAGCCAUCUUCUUCUUUCUGUUUCUUCUCAUUUUUGCACAAUGCCAUUAAGCAGGGACAUUUUUAUCUUUAGUAUUCAAUGCCAAGGAUGACUGGUGACAGGGCUGAAUGGGGUGAGGGCAUGUACCACAGACCCAGGGUGGAGGUCAUAGAGCACCCCCACAGUGGUAAGGGGCCAAGGCCUGAGUCUGCAUCCUUUGUCUGAAGGAUGCCUUGGGAUAGGUACAGAAUGGUGUCCGGGAACCUGGUGAUAUUUUACAGGAGAAUGGAUGACUUAGACUCAGGUUCCCAAAGAUGUCACCUGCUCUAGUUGGACAAGCUGAAUGACUCCACUGUCUCUCCUUCUGGGAACUCAGAAGUUCAGACCUAGCUACCCAAACUGUAUACGCAUGGUGGCUUUGUACUCUGUGCCAGUAACCGAGGGGUCCAGGUGCCCCAGUUGACCAGCACCGUUGGUGUCCCUGGCAGGCUCCACAUCAGCCACUCGAGGGCCCCUCACACCAAGCUGACACACUCUGUGAGACAAGCUGGGGUGACAGGCGGAGCAUCUCUAAGACACCUGCAGGGCUUCCCCAAGCCCCAGGGCCUCCGUGGGUUCCUUUGCCGCUUUUGAGAACACCUAUUGGUUUGCGUCUAAAACUCAAGAAUGUGGUGGACUGGAGGGAUUUUCUUUCUGUAGCUCAAGGUGGAAGGAGUUUAUUUCAUUAGUUAACCAAAUGCUGAGAGAAAAUUAGAAUAUCGUUACUACCAAAGAUUUUUUUCAAUAAAGGCUUCUAUUUUGGUAACACACCUAUAUUUUCACUCACGGGGACAUGAGAUUCUUGGCACUUACCGUUGUAAUAGCCUCUAAAACAAGCCUCCUGGGCCAGCUUCAGUUUGUGUGCUAACCAGCUGUGCGAGGUCUCUCAGCACUGUAGCCCCAAGUGUCUCGCCCAAGCUGGAAGAGGCAGCUCCCUACACUUGCCUCAGGACAAGGCCAUGAGUCCUGCAGUCGGCAGCUGGGGUCCAAGUCAUGGCCCUCAAAGGUUUUCACUGUUGGCUAAAAUCGUGAGCGCUGAUGCUUCUGUUUUCUCUUGUGCAGUGAGGCGGUUUCCAAUGAUCUUUUGUAUAUAGCUACCAUAUCCAAAAUUAGGUAAUUACCAAAAAUUCUUUUACAGAAACCAUUUUUUAAAAAAACAAAAACAAAAACAAAACAAAACUGAAUGUACACACACCCAUAGGAGACUGUGGCUGAGCAUUUGUCAAAAUAAAUUUGAAUACACAA